AUGCCAAAUGCUGCAGAACCAGGUUGGAAGGCCUUGCUGGACCAGGCGACAAAAGACUAUCCUGCUGUUGCGUCCACGCUCGCAACAAUCGAUGGUGAUCAAGCACGAGUGAGAUCUGUGAUACCGAGGACGAUCAUGCUGGCAAAGCCAUGGCUACCUUUGCUUAUCACUACCACGGACAGCGAGUCAUUCAACUGUUUCUGCACUCCGAAAGUGAAGCAGAUCACAGAUUCUUCUCGGAAAGUCGAGCUCGCUUGGUGGUUCCCAGAGCCUAUGGUCCAGUUCCGCAUCACUGCGAACGCAUAUAUCCUGCCUACGCCUACCCAUCCGCUCGCGUCAUCUUUCCCAGCUGCCAGACUCUCGCCCUCACCAGACUUCGAUUGGGAAGAGGAGCGGUUCAACACAUACAAGAACAAGAUGGGAGCUUCGCUGCGUGCCUCUUUCUUGCGCCCUAUCCCUGGAACCCCGAUCGACAACUAUGACGUGGGCAAGGAUUGGCCAGCCAAGAUCCCAGCCCCGGGUGAAGAGACGACGGAUGCGGAGAGGGAGCAGACCAGGAACGCGCUGGCUAACUUCUCGCUGUUUGUUCUAGAGCCGUUCGCAGUCGAGUACCUGGAGCUCAAAAUUGUUCCGAAUCAGAGGACGAUGUGGACACUGGAGGGUCAAGAUUGGAAGAAGACGAUCCUCGUGCCUUGA
Molecule: messenger RNA, 696 nt
Organism: Dacryopinax primogenitus
Lineage: Eukaryota; Fungi; Basidiomycota; Dacrymycetes; Dacrymycetales; Dacrymycetaceae
Exons: 3
Coding region: 1-696 (231 amino acids)
Molecular function (GO): FMN binding
Source: RefSeq, a predicted model, not a curated record